CCCCUGAAGCAACACGGACAUUCAAUUCCACUCGCUCGGCGGCGGAGUUCGUCGCCCGCCGUCUGUCUGUCGCUGCGUCGCCCCUGCUGCGGACCUGCCCGAUCUGCCGUGCGUGUGGAGAUGGCUCACUUGACCCGGGUGGAGAGGACUCUCGUCUUCCUCGUCGUGGUCCGGCGGUCGGGCGGGGCAGGUAAAUGCAGCGAGGGUUCCAGUUCGGAGUUGCCGAGGAGCGAGCGAAACAUCACAAUUGAUUGUAGUUUUCGAUGGUGGCACCAAAUAAACUUCAUACUUUAGGAUUUUGCUGUACUUUUGUCUCGUGGAUGUUGGGCAUUAGCUCCAUUUUCUUCCAAACUGAAUAGGUGCUACUGUAGCUAUGCAUUCAGAUGACAGGCUCCUUAAAAAAAAUCCGGCGUCUCCUUUAUUUCCAUAUGUUUGGAGACGUGUGUAUCAUCAUAGUGGAGGUUCCUUUCCAGAGGUGAUAUGUAUGCAUUUUUCGGGCGCGUUGCAUGGUUUUUACAUACAUAUAUCAAUAUAACAUCAUUGUAGUUCAGCCUCUUCGGUGGUAAGGACUAGACUUUUCUCAACAACAAAAUUUGUACUCCCUCUGUCCGGAAUUACUUGUCGCUGAUUUAGUGCAACGUCGUACAAAAUCAACGACAAGUAAUUCUGGACGGAGGGAGUAAUAAAAUGUAUUGCUGACCUUCAACUUAUCCAGCCUUCAGAACAUCACCCUUCAGAAAAAUUAGGGAAAAACUAUUGCUCCAAGCUAAAUACAUAAUAGAGCAUCACAACGUAACUGCCUAACCUAGUUUCUCCCAGUAAUUCACUGAAUGAACAAAUUGCAAGCAAAUAAGGGGACAUAUUCCUUUUUCUGCUGCAGACAUCAUUUCCAAGUAGUAUAUUGCAAUUAGGAGACUUGUUUCAUAUUUUGAAUGCCGAAGAUUUCUAGCACAGGAUGAUGUGUCAUGAAACCAGUGAUAUUAUAAUCUGCAGUGGGUUUUUAUUCCAAAUGCAGUUUUAUAUCAAUUAGUAGCAGAAAAUUGCUAAACUGCACCAAAAAAUCAUUAGGAACUUCUCAACCAAAUGAGUAAAAACUGAUUUUGUCAAAAAAAAAAAAACUAAGAAUCCAUUGACAUAUCCGGAUGUUGAAAGAAGGUACUGUUCCAUGGUUUGGUGUCGAUGCUUGAGUCCGCAAGCUCUGAAAAGGUAAAUAGUUUGUUAGCGAUUAAUAGAUGAUAGAUUAGUUUGACUUCUCUUUUAAGGAAAAAAAUAUAGCCAGUGGACAUAUAGCAUGCAUUUUGAAGGUUUUGGUUCCACUUAGAUUAUUUUACAUAUAAACCAAUCAUCCUUGGAAUGGAGUCUAACACUUCUCCCAAACCAAAUCUUUGUCUACUUUCUAUCAUCAAGGAGAUCAAAUCAUAAUCAAUUUUGUGCUUAAAAGUUUUGUCUAUUACAUUCAGAUCUGCAGGUUGUCAAGAUGUAAUUUGUCCCUUGUGUGUAUAUACCAUUGAUUGUGCAAAACAUCCUUUCUUGCAUUAUAUAUAUAUGCCCAAUAUAUUGUCAAACAAUAUUAUAAACGUAUUGCUGGUCCAGUUGUCAAAGAAGGCUAGGCUGAGAUUUUAAGAUAGCAAUGUGUAAGUUUGUUAAGGCCUUCAAGACAAGGUCCAACUCAAGUUUUCUCUUGCAUCUACGACAAAGAACAGUUCUUUCUUGUCUGCAAUUUCUGAUCCUAAUAGCAACAUCAAUACCUUAUGAUUGGAUUCUAGCAAGACUAGUGUGCUGGGGUAUUUGAGUUCAUGUGCAUAUGGGCCACAUGAUUGGUGUAGAAAACUAGAAAUAGUAAAAAAUUCUUCUGCAUACAUCAUGAUGAUUGCAGAAUCUCUUGGCUGACUGCCUGACUGGUGUCAAAUUGGAAGAUUCAGUCCCAAUACAAUACUGUCUGCAGGAGUGAUUCACAGACUCAUCCUUGGAGUUGUAAGUUUGAAGGUGUGCUUUCCACAUGUCCAGGUAAAACUUGCACAAGUCAUGGCAAUUUUUAUUGGAUACUUCAGAGUUCAGAUAUAAAUAAAAACAACAAAAAAGCAACGCUUUCCCAGUCUCUUGUACAACUGUAGCUUCUCUAGAAUUGUUGACAUCUUGGAAUCACAUAAUUGUACUCAUUACCCAGCAAAGUGGUUCCUUACAACUUUAUUAAAAAGAGGUUCCUCACAAGUUGUCUAGAGACUACACUCCAGAUUGUGACAUCAUGGGCUACUUCCUGCUGUACUUAUCUGUGAAGUAUCUAGAUCACUUCAGCUGGAAGAUGAUUGCAGUUCAGAUUUUGAGAUCAGUACAUCACCAUACCAACCAUCUUGUGAGGUUGCAGAGGCCCAUAUCCACUACACUUCGGACUUGCUAGGCCCAGAUCAUGGGCUACAAAUUAGAAGAUGCCAAGAGGUUUUUCAGCCUUGUUUUCGUCAUAAACAAAGCCAGUUCUCUUCUACUUUAGGAAUUGCAGGAGCACCUUGCCCUCUUGAUCAGGUUCAUAAAAAUAAUUACCUUGACAGGCCAUAGUAUUUGUAUGAUGAAUUCAAUGAGCAUUUCAUUUUCGCCAAACCUUGUCAAAGGGCAGGGUGUUCCUAAAAUUCAUAAAUCGGAAGAGAAUUAGCCUGAUUUAUAAGUGAAACAAGGCCAGAAAACCUUAGUAGUCCCUACUUCCACAAAUAAGUGUACUUCUAGGUUUUGUCUUAAGUCAAAAAUAUUAAAGUUUGACCGACUUUAUUGAAAAACAUAGCAAUAUUUAUGACACUAGAUUAGUAUCAUUAGAUCCGUUUUGAAAUGUAGUUUCAUAAUAUACCGACUUGAUGUCAUAUGUGUUGCUAUUCUUUUCAACAAAGUUGGUCAAACCUAAAAAUGCUUGACUUAGGACAAAACCUAGAAGUACGCUUAUUUGUGGACGGAGGGAGUAGCUUGUUAAUUAGGGGAAAAUCAGGCGAAAUACUGUUUUCGGUGGGUUUUUAUUGCAUUCGUUUUAUUAUUGCAAGUCUGGUUUCAGUGGUAAGCUUAUAAUUUUCUAAGGAUAGAUGAUAGAUUAGAUAACUUCUCAAGCAAUUUUGACCAAGCAUAUUCAAUAUUAAUUAUGCUCAGCGCCAUUAUUGAGCAAAUCAAUGAUAAAUAAUUAUUUGGCUGUCAACCAUUCCUUUUCUUCAAAGGACAAAAAAAUAGUAUUGCCUUAAGAAAUGACAACGUAUUGUAGCUUCCCAAUGUAUGGGAGAAAUUCGAAUGAAAUGGUAACUCGGAAUGCUAUUAUUUUGUGUGCUUGCCUGAGAAACUUGUCUUAUUGACGCCUACACUAGCUAUUUCUUACAUUAGCAUUGUGUGGUCCACCUUAUGAAAGUUAAAACUUUCAAAUGUCAAACUUAUAUAUUUGUGGAACUCUGUUGAAAUAUCUCAGUUAGAAGUCCUCGUGUUUGAAUGUUUUGGAACCAAAUUGAAAGUUUUGGAUGUUCCUAAUUUUCAAGUUUGGUUCCGUUUGGAAGUUUUGAAUUUAGAAGGUUCCUAAUGCUGGUUUAAAGUUCUUUUUUGAGUUGAGCAUUUUAAUUGUAGUUUGCAAACAUUGAACAAAUGAUUGGAUGCUACAAGCCCAUGCAGCAAGUUUACUAAUUCUCGGGUAGCUUGGAUUAGCAUCACUCGUAGUAAAAGUCCCUAUAUUGGUGUGUUUACAUUUCCAACUUCUUUUAUUAAGAAAACCCAUAUGGGUAAAUGACAUCUGUAUGCUCACCUAAUAUGCUACUCCCUCCGUUCCAUCUUAGUUGGCACGGAUUUAGUACAAGUUGUACUAAAUUUGUGCCAAUUAAUAUGGAACGGAGGGAGUAAUACAUUAAACUCAAGGAACAGUCAAAUCUAGAACUUGGGAAAUUCUCUUUGCAAGCAACAAAAACAUUCUGUGCAUAAUAGUUAUAGACUCGCAUAGCUAAUUCUGCAGGACAGUUUCGUUCCAUUUUUAAUUAGAUUGCACACCUUCAAUAUAAAGAGAAAAUAUUUUCUUAAUAGAAUAGUAGGGAUAUGAUAAAGUAUUGUUGAAGCGACAAGCAUUAGGUAGUAAUCCAAAUCUUUUAUAUGUUACUUAAUCAUCUUGGGUACUGUGAUAGUAUUUCUUUGGUCAAACCUGAUGAUUUGCCUAUGGCUACUAUAUAUAUGGUACAUCUAUUUGCUUCCUCUUUGCCCUCAUCACUCCAAGACCCCUCCCCCUCUUAUUGGUAUGGAGCUUGAGCUUAGUCUAGGAGAUUCUCCAGCUCCUGUGAAUGCCACAAUCACUCCUGCACAAGCGCCUACACGCACGGGCAAAGUAGAAGACCAUAAACUUGUGCUAGGACUCAGGGUAACGGCUAAUGAAAGAGUUGAAGAAGAUAACCAAAGGACAAGCACACCGCGAGCAGAAACUGUGUAUGGAGAAGAUGAUGAAGCAUGCCAUCAGACUGCGUCGCCUAUGGAGGCGAGCCUCAGCUGCCUGCUGCCCCUAGUCUGUGCACAAACAGGGAGUGCAGAUUCUGAGGUGUGCAGAAGAGGGCUUGAUGUGAACACUGUUCCGGUGGAUGAUGGAGCAUCGACACCGCAGUCUUUGUUGCCAUCGUCCAUGGAGGUGGAGGUUGCUGUGAGACAGGCAGUUGAUCAGGAAGCUUCAGAGGACGAGGACAAUGGAGGUGGCAGGGUGAGGAAGAAGCUGCGGCUGUCCAAGGAACAGUCUGCGUCUCUAGAGGAUAGCUUCAAAGAGCACAGCACCCUAACCCUGGAACAAAAGAGCAAUUUAGCUAACCGGCUGAGCCUUCGACCACGCCAAGUUGAGGUCUGGUUCCAAAACAGAAGAGCUAGGACGAAGAUGAAGCAAACCGAGGUGGACUGCGAAUACCUGAAGCGUUGCUGUGAAACACUGACAAGGGAGAACCGAAGGCUCCAACGGGAGGUCGCAGAGCUGCGCACCUUCCGUCCCACUCCCACAUAUCCGUUCUACCACCACCACCACCACCUGUCUGGGGUGAGCACUGCACUCCCAGCGUGUCACUCGUGUGAUAAUAAUAACAAGGCCACAAUCUAUUAUGCUCCUCCUGUCGUCGCCACCCCAGCCUCCAUCACCACCGUGUCAUCUCCAGGACAGCGUUCGCCGCCAUCAUCGACAGCGUCCAGCUUGUUUGCCAGGCCUCACUUUGCCCCCUUCACCAUCCACCCGGUGCUCCGCCGCCAGCCAUCAGCGAGUUAAUCGGUACUGUGGCCGGCUAGCUUGCUAGGUAGCUAGCGCAAGUUCUGUAAAUAUAUACUGGUUUCUUGUUUUUGUUCAUCAAUGAUCGAUGUUCAUAGAAGAAAUUAAAACCAAUACCUUCUGAAGUGUAUCAAGUUUGGAAGAACGAGCUAGCUAGAUCUAUAUACUCAACCCAACGAAACUGUGGUGUACUGGUGAUCUUGCAUCCAAACAACCUGAUCGAUGUCGUUUGUAUUACCCAGAUCUCUAGCUAGCUAUAUUAGAUGUAGAAUUUGUGGUUGCGUGGCUGACUUUGGAGAGUUUUCCUUUGUACAACAUAUAUGAAUAAUGUGGUUUUUGUGGGCAGGCAUGUCAAAGAGGUUCCCUUUCCAUU
Molecule: messenger RNA, 5609 nt
Organism: Brachypodium distachyon (stiff brome)
Lineage: Eukaryota; Viridiplantae; Streptophyta; Magnoliopsida; Poales; Poaceae
Product: homeobox-leucine zipper protein HOX7
Exons: 5
Coding region: 4151-5236 (361 amino acids)
Biological process (GO): regulation of DNA-templated transcription
Molecular function (GO): DNA-binding transcription factor activity, RNA polymerase II-specific; sequence-specific DNA binding
Source: RefSeq, a predicted model, not a curated record